Molecule: messenger RNA, 432 nt
Organism: Phaedon cochleariae (mustard beetle)
Lineage: Eukaryota; Metazoa; Arthropoda; Insecta; Coleoptera; Chrysomelidae
Source: the annotation of a GenBank genome assembly
AUGAAACUUCUUCGAACUGCUCUCGAUCAUUUUGUUCCUCAGGUUUUCGCUGAUGACACCAAGAAGGAGAAAAUAGAAAAAUUCAAGAAAGCUCACGAUGAAUGUCAAGCCGACUCAGCAACCAAGGCCGAGGAAGACGUAAUGGAAAAAAACUUCAAAAAUGAACCCAUCGACGAAUCCAAGUUUGGAAAGCACGCCCUGUGUAUGAACGUGAAAUCAGGAAUCCAGAAAGAAAAUGGCGACAUCGACAAGGACGGUAUCAAGGAAUUAUUUAGCGACAACGAUAAAGUGGAUAAGAUUGUUGAAGAAUGUGGUGAGAAGAAAGGUGCCACUGCUAGUGAAGUUGCCAUCGCUCUGAUGAAAUGUAUUGGGAAAUUCACAUCAGGUCACGAACAUCAUCACGAACAUCAUCAUGAACAUCAUCAUGAUUGA